AUGACGCGGCCCCGCUCUCCGUGCAGAGCGCUGGCCGCUGCGGGCCUCAUCCUGCUGACUGUCGCGCCCCUGACAGCCGCGCUCGCGUGCAACACCCUUUUUGAGGGGUCCAACCUGCUGCGCACCGAGUGGCCGGCCAGCGAGGUGCAAGACCCGCAGGUCUGCUACGACCUGUGCCAAAUCAACGCCCAGUGCGUGGCCUGGUCUUUCGCGCCCGGCAGCGGCACCCAGGACUCCAGCCCGAGCCCGACCAACCCCUUCAAUGCCCGGCACCUCUACCUCUGUGGGGGGGGCGAGUACUCGGGAACCGUACUCAAGGUGGUGUUCGCGUGGGGCUAUGGCGACUGCUGCAACAAAUGCAAAGAGACCCCCGAAUGCACACGCUUCACCUCACUCGAUUAUACCUGCACUCUCAAGUCGGGCACAGAUUACAAGACGGAGGCGGGCUUUGGCGGCUGGUCGGGGCGGCUGAGCAACGUGCUAGCUGUCGUCAACAAGUACCGGCAGCGGCACGGCUCCCCAGCCUUGAAGUGGGACAAUGCCCUGGCCCAAGCCGCCCAGAAGGAGACCAUCUUUGCACCAGCCACCGCCAUCAAGAAGAGCGCCGCGGUGGCCAAGCUGAUCAAGAGAACCGCCUGCCAGACGGAAUCCAAGAACGACCUCUGCCUCACCUGCCGCACGGGUGCCGGCGGCAAGGCCCGGUGCGCCAAGUGCUUUGACGACGAGUUCCUGAGCUGGGCCAACCCCCAGCCCCGCCUGUUCCCUGAUGCCGCCGGCAAGAAGUGCGUGCUCGCACCUGGCUGCGUGCAGGGCUGCGCAGACUGCCGCGCCAGAGGCAAGUCCUUCACCUGCGCCAAAUGCGACAAGUAUACCGAACGGGACAAAGCCGGCCAGUGCACGCUGCCCGACUGCGGCGCCGUGUUUGGCGUGGGCUGCAUCAAGUGCUUCUGGCAUGUCGGCAGCACCUGGAAGAAGGGCUGCACGGCGUGCGCCGUGGGCUUCGUGCUGACCAGAACCGGCUAUUGCAAGAAGCUCUGA
This is a messenger RNA of Chlorella variabilis, 1038 nucleotides long. RefSeq lists its product as hypothetical. The record is from RefSeq and is a predicted model, not a curated record. Lineage: Eukaryota; Viridiplantae; Chlorophyta; Trebouxiophyceae; Chlorellales; Chlorellaceae. Gene Ontology annotation, molecular function: protein binding. Bases 1 to 1038 code for a protein of 345 amino acids. Gene Ontology annotation, biological process: proteolysis. Gene Ontology annotation, cellular component: extracellular region. The transcript is spliced from 7 exons.